Molecule: messenger RNA, 378 nt
Organism: Pediculus humanus corporis (human body louse)
Lineage: Eukaryota; Metazoa; Arthropoda; Insecta; Psocodea; Pediculidae
Exons: 2
Coding region: 1-378 (125 amino acids)
Source: RefSeq, a predicted model, not a curated record
AUGGAUAUGACCGCGACGGACAGCGUGAACUCACACAGGUGGUAUGAAUCCCCCAGGCUGAACCUACAUCAAACGGGUAGUCCUAAUUUAGGGGGUCAGAGCAUGAGCAGCGGGAUAAUAGAUCCGAACCAAACAACAUCGUCCGGAAUAUUGAAUAGUGAAGUGAGACAAAAUAGUUUAGGUAUUGUUGACGGGGUUCACGGUGAAAUGUCUUCGGCCGUUGUCGAACACAUGAACAAUUUUUUCGCCCACCAUCACGGAGGACUAUCGUCGGGUGACGCACAGGGUCAUAGAGCCGCUGCCGCUGCUAGAUAUUACCAUCAAAGCAUGCACACGCCUUAUGCCGCUGCUAGUCACGGGAUAUUAAAUUUCAAUUGA